AUGAAAAGACUCCGUCGACGACACCGAUGUCUGGCUUUCUAUAAUGCCAAAUCUUCCAUAAAAGAUCCGAUCAUCACAGCUUGUUUAGAUUCUUCAGUAGACACCAGCAUUUCGGCUGUGAUCGCUGGUAUUCGUUUUGAAGGACGUUUAAAUGGGAAGGAAUUAGAAGCUGAAAAUUUAGUUCAAAAUUUAGUAAACCUAAGUGAAACUGACAUCCAGUUGAUUGGUGUUCGAUGCAUCUAUCUAUACACACGACCUUCAUUUCUUUCGGGAGCACUGAAUAAGUUUCUACGCACACGCGAUUAUAAUAAAAUCAAUACUCUUGGUCCUUUCUGUAAAGUUCUUUUAUCACAGUUCAACAAAUAUCCAUCUGUUUUUGAAAUUUUGAGAGUUUAUCGUGGUGAAAAUCUUCGUGCGCACGACUUACGUGCUUAUAAACGUGCAAUGGGCAAAGGAUCAUAUCAAUGGCUUGGAUUUACCUCGACCAGUAGAGAUCGGCAAAUUGCCGAAAUGCGUAUAUGA
This is a messenger RNA of Rotaria sp. Silwood2, 522 nucleotides long. The record is from the annotation of a GenBank genome assembly. NCBI's taxonomy places the organism in Eukaryota, Metazoa, Rotifera, Eurotatoria, Philodinida, Philodinidae.